CGGGAAGUGGGAAAGUAGGGCAGGGCGGGCAAAAGCUGACAACUACGCAGCACACUAGCACUGAACUGCAGCUCCUGCUUGACGAAUCACACAACACAGCAAUAUGCGUGAGAUUGUUCACUUGCAAGCCGGCCAAUGUGGUAAUCAAAUUGGAGCAAAGUUUUGGGAAGUGAUCAGUGACGAGCAUGGCAUUGACCCAACUGGAUCCUACCAAGGAGACCAUGACCUCCAACUGGAACGUAUUAAUGUCUACUACAAUGAGGCUUCAGGAGGAACGUAUGUCCCAAGGGCGGUCUUGGUGGAUUUGGAGCCAGGCACCAUGGACUCUGUCCGGUCCGGCCCAUUUGGAAAGAUAUUUAGACCGGACAACUUUGUCUUUGGCCAGAGUGGAGCAGGAAAUAACUGGGCCAAAGGUCACUACACUGAAGGAGCCGAGCUGGUGGACUCGGUUAUGGAUGUGGUAAGGAAGGAGGCCGAGGGAUGCGACUGCCUUCAGGGGUUCCAGCUGACGCAUUCUUUGGGUGGUGGUACUGGAUCUGGGAUGGGAACUCUGCUCAUCAGCAAGAUCCGUGAGGAGUACCCGGACCGCAUCAUGACCACCUUCAGUGUGGUGCCCUCUCCGAAGGUGUCCGACACAGUAGUGGAGCCCUACAACGCCACCCUCUCGGUCCACCAGCUUGUUGAGAACACAGACGAGACCUUCUGCAUUGACAACGAAGCCUUGUACGACAUCUGCUUCCGUACCCUCAAGCUGACCACACCCACUUACGGAGACCUCAACCACCUGGUUUCUGCCACCAUGAGUGGUGUGACAACCUGCUUGCGUUUUCCCGGGCAGCUGAACGCGGACCUCCGUAAACUGGCCGUCAACAUGGUGCCGUUCCCUCGUUUGCACUUCUUUAUGCCGGGCUUCGCUCCGCUCACCAGCAGGGGAAGCACACAGUACAGAGCCCUCACUGUGCCCGAACUAACUCUGCAGAUGUUUGAUGCCAAAAAUAUGAUGGCUGCUUGUGACCCCCGCCACGGGCGCUACCUCACCGUAGCUGCCAUAUUUCGCGGCCGCAUGUCCAUGAAGGAGGUGGAUGAGCAGAUGCUGAACGUGCAAAACAAGAACAGUAGCUACUUCGUCGAGUGGAUCCCCAACAACGUCAAAACGGCCGUUUGCGACAUCCCGCCGCGCGGCCUAAAGAUGUCCUCCACCUUCAUCGGUAACAGCACUGCCAUCCAGGAGCUGUUCAAGCGGAUCUCUGAGCAGUUCACUGCUAUGUUCCGCCGAAAGGCUUUUCUCCACUGGUACACGGGCGAGGGCAUGGAUGAAAUGGAGUUCACUGAGGCGGAAAGCAACAUGAAUGAUUUGGUGUCAGAGUACCAGCAAUACCAGGAAGCCACCGCUGAGGAGGAAGAUUUUGAAGAGGAGGAGGAGGAGGAGUUGGCCUAAGACUUCUCAGAAUUCACUGCCUGCAUGCGGUUCCUGUAACCUCUGCAUGAUCACUCCUGCCUCUUCUCUCCAUCAGCAACUGUAGACCUUUGCCCAAUUCUUUUAGUCAUCGGUGGGUUCACUGGUCUCUACCUAACAACAGUGGCCACAUAGAGGUCUGUCAGACUCAUCAACUUUUUGGUAAUGUUUCUUUUGUUCACGACACAGUUUUACAUUUCUGCCAUAUGCAGUGCAUUAAGCUUUAAUUCAUUUGUUUCAUUUGGUAUUUGACUUCAAUAAAUGUAUUGGUAAGCA
Syngnathus typhle (broad-nosed pipefish) is the source of this 1732-nucleotide messenger RNA. RefSeq names its product tubulin beta chain-like. The record is from RefSeq and is a predicted model, not a curated record. Gene Ontology annotation, molecular function: GTPase activity; GTP binding; structural constituent of cytoskeleton. Bases 104 to 1438 code for a protein of 444 amino acids. NCBI's taxonomy places the organism in Eukaryota, Metazoa, Chordata, Actinopteri, Syngnathiformes, Syngnathidae. The transcript has 5 exons. Gene Ontology annotation, cellular component: microtubule; cytoplasm. Gene Ontology annotation, biological process: microtubule cytoskeleton organization; mitotic cell cycle.